AUGCGUGCCACUCAAAAAUCACUCUUGCAAGUACUGGAAGGGGUAGCAACCGCUACAAAAUCCCCGCGAGUCGAGACUGCGCCGAUCGAAAGCUGGAUUUUAUCGAUCGGGUUUCUCGAGGGAACUUUCAGAGAUUGGGAUAUCGCAGCCACUAAAAACCUGGUAGACUUUAAUGGCAGAAGGACGGGCCAUCUAACGAAAUUGGUUCUCGCCGUAACCUAUCUUCGCGAAUCAAUACGCACUAGUCAAGAAGUCACCACUACAGAGAUUGGUCACUGCUGGGAGGCUGUACGCGAUGCUAUCGAAGUCUACGACUUGGACGGUGCCCCCGAAAGGUUCUUCGUGUCUGGAAGCGUACAAGGUUUCUGGACUAUCGCGUUGGGCGAUUUAUCGGAAACCGGCCAUCCGGACGAGCUUUUCGGCCUCCGUGUGUGGAUACCCCACGCCAGUCCCAUGGGUACGACGACUAGCUUGAGUUCACGCCCGUCGACUGCCCAUAACUGGGUUCUUUCUGGAGAAGGACGGAAUUAUUUCCGUCAAACCGAACCAGUAAAGUAUUCAGUAAAGUAUUCAGCAAAUGCUACUCAUACCAAGGACGACUCCGCCCGGAACUGCAGCAAACCGGGAGACGAUUCUCAUAGCUAUGUACCAUUUCAAGAGCAUCCCAAUCUCAACGACACUGACCGGCGUGUCCGGGUGCAACAAGCUAAACAGGAGACAUAUACAAGGAACUCGUUCUAUUCCUUGCCGGCGGAAGCGGUUCAGAGGUUUGAAGUGGACUCGGACAACCUUUUCUCAACUUUCACCUUGUCUGAGUGCCCUUGUGGUCCAUUUGAAAAUAGGGCUAUGACUGGUGUUCCAGAGGGGCACUUCCCCGCGGAUUCACCCUCCCUAACAAAAUUCACAUCUCGUGAGCUUGUGCAAGCUGUGGAUUCCGCUCGCUCAUGGGAGGGUUUGAUCGACGAAGGACGAGAGCACGCACGGAAAGCCGAAUGGGAAGAUGCGCUACGAGCCUUCCACAACGCUCUCAGCCUCUGCGCCCCCGAGAAGUCAUUCCCAAACGCGAGAUAUUACAAGCACCUCGCUCUUGGAGAGAUAGGGAGUGCCAACAGAAGGUUUGGCCGGUAUAAGACUGCAAGUGAUUUCCUGGAAGAGGCCAUCAACGGACUGAAGCCGUGCCUCCGGCGAGUAGAGUUCAGCGGAGAGCUCGGAGUCACAUACUUGCACAUUGGCCAGCUUGAGGACGCCAGCAACGCCUUCACAAAGCAAUACGAGGCUGCCAAGGAGGUGGGGGCCGAUCGCGAGAUAUGUCGCGCAGUCGGGAACAUGGGGAUGCUAAACUUUCGCUUGUCUCAGAGAGACGACGACCAGAGCCUGCUCGACCUGGCGAUCACGCAACUCCAAGAACGGGUGGAUCUCGCAGAAGAUCUGAGACGAAACACCCUCACGCAAGCAGAGAGCACCAACUCCACCCACUGGCUUCAAGUUCUCGAAACCUGGAAGACAAUCGGGCUCUGCAGGCUCUCGUUGUGUCACUGCGCCCGUGGGAACGUCGACAAGGCCAUUGUCGUCUCCGCGGAGGCUCUCGAGAUGACGUCCCUGUCGAAAGAUGUCACAGUCAAAGCCAUGACACGGUUCUUCCACGGGCGGGCGCUUGUGAAAGGGAGGAGACGGGAGGAGGCGCUCCGCCUGUACAACAUCCCUGGGACGUGCUCACCUGCUAUUGCCUUUGCCAAAGAGCCGUCGGAAGAGAACCGCGGCUACUUGAAAGAGCUGGCAGACAUCGGAGCAGACUUUGACAUCGUCGACGAGCAAGGAUAUACGGCCCUCGACCACGCGGUCUUUAGCGGGGACGUGACGACGGAAAGCAUCAUAUUGGAGGGGCUGCGAAAGGUCUCCGAGGACAAGGCCCGCGAACGGCAAACGGAAGCCAGGCUGCGCAAGGGCUACCGAGAGCUGUUCCAAGAUAAGCUUCGCCCCGUCCUACUGAGCGGAGGCCUGUACGUCUUGUCCAGACUGAGGAAGGCUUACGCAGAGGCGCUCGCAACCGACGAGACCAAGAGGAGCGUGUUCGACGGGCUGAAUUUCAUGUGGUACUCUGACUUUCUUGAUUUCAAGAGGCUUCCGCGGUCCGACGACGGACUGGUUCGCGAGUUCAACUCCGACUGGCCUGACAAGAGCGCACGGGCUGCAGAGAAGGUUGUGUUCAUCUCGUAUCGAUGGAUCAACAAAACGCCAGGGGCGAAAUCCCCAGACGACGACAAACACACCCAGUACCGUCGCAUGGUUGACGCGAUCGAACACUACCUUCGCCUCAACCCUUCGGUGCACAAGGACAAGCUCGGGGUCUGGAUGGACCACGCCUGCGUCAACCAGGACAACCCAAACACGGGCGUUUCGGCGUUACCCAUGAUUAUCGCGCAGUGCGACGCAAUGAUCAGUCUCGUCGACGAGGACUACUACGACCGCGGGUGGUGCGCGGUCGAGGUCAUGAUGGCCGAGACGCUCCGGUCUUCCUAUAGCAUCCAUCAAUGGUACGAGCAUGUGGUGCAGCCGGGUGGCUCCAGGGUCGAGGGCGUGCUAAGAGAGGCGCCGGGUCGUCAGGUUGGUAUGAUGAAAGACAAACGCCUCACGUUCGAGACGGAUCGGCCCAAGGUCCUCUUCCUGGAGAGGCAGAGCAAGCUCCUCGGAUGA
This is a messenger RNA of Colletotrichum navitas, 2694 nucleotides long. RefSeq lists its product as uncharacterized. Lineage: Eukaryota; Fungi; Ascomycota; Sordariomycetes; Glomerellales; Glomerellaceae. The record is from RefSeq and is a predicted model, not a curated record. The transcript is spliced from 2 exons. Bases 1 to 2694 code for a protein of 897 amino acids. Gene Ontology annotation, molecular function: protein binding.